This is a messenger RNA of Letharia lupina, 606 nucleotides long. RefSeq lists its product as uncharacterized. The coding region runs from base 1 to 606 and encodes 201 amino acids. The record is from RefSeq and is a predicted model, not a curated record. The transcript has 4 exons. Lineage: Eukaryota; Fungi; Ascomycota; Lecanoromycetes; Lecanorales; Parmeliaceae.
AUGUUGGAACCAACGUGUCCCCCCACCGAGCAAUGGGGCGUCACCCUUGGACACCCCUCAUACGACGACUGCGACUACAUCCUCUCAAAUCUCUAUCCCAAAGACCCACUGUCCAAACCAGUCCUGCGCAAUUUCUAUGUUGCACCUGCGGACGUAUCGCACACGAUGUCGAAUUUCAAACUGCCGUAUGAGGAGAGUUACCAGACAUGCAGCAUCCAAAUGCUAUUAGCGGCGGACUUCAUCAACAUCCCGAACGAUGAGGCCACCUGGAAUGAUCUCAGAGGCGCGACGCGGACAAUACUCAGGACGUGCAUUCGCGGGAGGGGAUUAGGAGGCGUGAUCACCAAGAACGGAAAGCAUGGCAACAUAGAAAUUGUUGUAUACGGCAAAGAUUCAAUAUUCGCUAAGAACCAGAUAUUGAAGAACUCGCCAGACCAACUCGCUAGAUCGAUCGCGGCACAGGAGUUGUUGGAGUUGAUGAACAUAGUGAUAGUUCCGAAAACUGAUCAGCCAGAGUCCGAGGUCAGGACUGUGGCAAAUAGAACAGUCAAACCCACAAGCGAAAGCCGGUUGAUCACUGCCGGGGUACAUGUAGAGACAUCUUGA